This is a messenger RNA of Jaculus jaculus (lesser Egyptian jerboa), 3241 nucleotides long. It is a transcript of the gene Efnb3, whose product is annotated as ephrin B3. Lineage: Eukaryota; Metazoa; Chordata; Mammalia; Rodentia; Dipodidae. Gene Ontology annotation, molecular function: ephrin receptor binding. Gene Ontology annotation, biological process: ephrin receptor signaling pathway; axon guidance. The transcript is spliced from 5 exons. The coding region runs from base 512 to 1537 and encodes 341 amino acids. Gene Ontology annotation, cellular component: plasma membrane. The record is from RefSeq and is a predicted model, not a curated record.
GGGCCCCAGGAUGCUGCCUCCCGCUCCGGCGGAGCUCCAGCUCCGGUUUUUCCCUCCACCAUCGUCUCCCCCUCCCCGCCUCUCCUUUAACUCCCCCCUCCUGGGCUCGGGACUGGUUUCCUCCCUUAGCCUGCUGCCCUCAAUCCCGGCGAGGCUGGAGCUCCGCUCGGCAUCCUUUUCCUUGCUCCCUCGCUUGGCGCCCCAUGCUGCCCCCGCCCGGUCCUCGGCUUCCCCUGUCCCCCACGUAGGCCGGUGCACAAAUCCUGGGGUGCUGGCGCGUGGGCCAGGGGCGUGCAGAGGGCUUGCAGACGGCCCCUGCCAGCGCUCUUGGGGGGCUGAGCGCUCCGGAGCCCGGGCGCGGGCAGAGCUGGAAGAGGGUCCGCGUGGGCGCUGGGGGUAUCGGCCACCGACCGGGCUGAUCGAUUAGGGUUCCACAGCUCAGUAGCCACCCCUGGGGGGGGUGAGCGACUUUGGGGGAGUUGGUGCCCCGCCCCCAGGCCUUGGUGGGGUCAUGGGGGCCCCCCAUUCUGGGCCCGGGGGCAUGCGAGUUGGGGCCCUGCUGCUGCUGCUGGGUUUUGGGGGGCUGGUGUCUGGGCUCAGCCUCGAGCCUGUCUACUGGAACUCGGCGAAUAAGAGGUUCCAGGCAGAGGGUGGUUAUGUGCUCUACCCUCAGAUAGGGGACCGGCUGGAUCUGCUUUGUCCCCGGGCCCGGCCCCCUGGCCCCCACUCUUCUCCCAGCUAUGAGUUCUACAAGUUGUACCUGGUAGGAGGUGCCCAGGGUCGGCGCUGUGAGGCACCCCCUGCCCCGAAUCUACUCCUCACGUGUGACCGGCCAGACCUGGAUCUACGCUUCACCAUCAAGUUCCAGGAGUACAGCCCUAACCUCUGGGGCCACGAGUUCCGAUCACACCAUGAUUACUACAUAAUUGCCACAUCUGAUGGGACCCGGGAAGGCCUGGAGAGCUUGCAGGGAGGUGUGUGCCUAACCAGAGGCAUGAAGGUGCUUCUCCGAGUGGGACAAAGUCCCCGAGGAGGGCCUGCGCCCCGAAAGCCUGUGUCUGAAAUGCCCAUGGAGAGAGACCGAGGGGCAGCUCACAGCCUGGAGCCUGGGAAGGAGGGCAUGCCAGGUGACCCCACCAGCAAUGCAACCUCCCGGGGUGCUGAAGGCCCCCUGCCCCCUCCCAGCAUGCCUGCAGUGGCCGGGGCAGCAGGGGGGCUGGUGCUGCUCUUGCUGGGCGUGGCAGGGGCUGGGGGUGCCAUGUGCUGGCGGAGACGGCGGGCCAAGCCUUCGGAGAGUCGCCACCCUGGUCCUGGCUCCUUUGGGAGAGGAGGGUCUCUGGGCCUGGGGGGUGGAGGAGGGAUGGUACCUCGAGAGGCUGAGCCUGGGGAGCUAGGGAUAGCUCUGCGGGGCAGUGGGGCUGCAGAUCCCCCCUUUUGCCCUCACUAUGAGAAGGUGAGUGGUGACUAUGGGCACCCUGUGUACAUCGUGCAGGACGGCCCUCCUCAGAGCCCCCCCAACAUCUACUAUAAGGUAUGAGGGCUCCUCCCACUUGGCUCUCCUCCUUGGGGUGCCCCUCCAAUUUAAACUUGUGGUGUGAGAGACACCUCUCUUUGGCCCCUUUUGCCCCACCAGCUCCUUGGCAUCUCCUGGCUAUAGCCCUCGUCUGCACUUUAGGAUCCCUUAAGACUUCCACCGCACCUCCUCCUGCCCACCUCCCUGUGUCUGGCCGUGGGCACCCUCUGUCUCUUUGUCUCUUGGAGAAGGGACACAGGCUCAGUCUCCUCUCUGAUCACGUUCCCCUCACCCACCCAUAGCAGGGGUGGGGACAGUCUUUCUUUUGGUUGGCACCUCUUUUUGCCUCUCACUGUUUUUCUUUUCUAUCUUUUAUUCUUUCUCUCUCCUGUGUCUAGGUCUGUUCUGUUCCUCUUCCCUAGCCUCCUCCCCCUUACAUCUCCUUUUUCCCUCUUGGCUUCUUGUCCCGUGCCUGGGUAGGGGCACCAAAGCAUUUCUCCCCUUAGCUCUUGGCCUCCUGACCUCUCAUACCAACUGCUCUCCUCAGUCCGCCAGAAACGGGGGCCUUAAUGGGGAAGGCUCUGGCACUCCACCUCCGCUCCGAGCAUGUGGACACAGGGCGGCCUCCUCCUCUGCGCUGCCAUAGGGUUCUACAUACUUACUCCAGCCAUUUGGGGUGGUCGGGUUCACAGCAGCUACCGCGAGAAGAAGUGUCCUUUUGUGUCCAGUGGCUGAUAGCAAGAUAUGAACCAGUGGGGACAUUAUGGACUUGAUCUGAUGCUGAAUGGGCCACUUGAGACAGGAAGUGACUCUCCAGACAAGAAAUGGCCAGGCCUGGACAGAACCGACCUGGGAAGUGGCAGAAGCAGUGCAGCAGGAACUGGAAGUGCCUUCGUCCAGGACAGGAAGUAGCAUUUCUGAAAUAGGAAGUGGUCUGGCUGGAAUUCCAAGUGGCUUAGUCUGGGGUGGGGUUGGGGGGAGUGGAUGGUUCUUACCCUAUGGAGAAGAGGGUCCAGGAGGGACUUCCUGUUUCAGGAGGAAGCUGGAACUUAGACUGAGAGGACAGGUGUGGACUGAGAAUUUUCCUAGUAUUCAGCGGCACCCCCAGGAUCCCCCUUCCCUUGUGCUCUGUGCGACUUUAGGACAGCUAAGAUGACUGCCGUCCGUUGUGGCAGGCCCAGUUUGUCUUGUUUUCCCUUUACUGUAUCCAUUUAAUCUCUGCUGAUCAACAGGACUACCCUAAGAACCCGUGUGUUCUCCCCAGUAACCAGAUGGCUGUCUUGUUUAUGCCUUUCUCCCUUCCAACCCAACACAGCUCCCUUCCUAGUGACCAAAAGGUGGCCUCAACCUGUCUCGCUGACAGUGGUACUUAGCAGUGGAUGCUGUUUCCGUAGUGACAAGCCUGUGCCUCUUCCUGCCCUCUAGUGCACAGUGAAUGGGCUGUUGCCUCACUUUCCUCCCAGCUCAGUUUUAUUAGAUCAAAGCUGCCCUUGGGCACCAAGUUGGCCACCUCAAUCACCAGCCAAAAUGGUUACUUUGUCCACCAGAGGUCAAGUCAUCUCUCUGGCGCUGUAGUUCCCAGCUCCUUCCAGGGCACAGGAAGUUGAUAUUGUCAUGGGGGGAGGUGGCGGGGUAUGGCCGUCACCUCAAUAGUUUUACUGUUAAAGGGAAAAUUGAACAACGAAAUAAAACAAACAAACAAAAAAAGAAUAAAAAACUUCAAAAGCA